Podarcis muralis (Common wall lizard) is the source of this 3042-nucleotide messenger RNA. Lineage: Eukaryota; Metazoa; Chordata; Lepidosauria; Squamata; Lacertidae. The record is from RefSeq and is a predicted model, not a curated record.
CAUCUCCUCGGAUCGCCGCUACGAGGCGAGCUGGAGCUCUUUGGCCGGCGGCAGCCCGGAUGUAACAGCAGCAGCAGCAGCAACAGCAACAUCAGAGCCGGAGCCGCCGAGCUGUGGUGCUGCCUUGCCUCCUUGCUAGUGACAAGCCUCGGCGAGCACGAACAUGGCGCUCGGAGCGAUGUAACGGAGGCGCCGGGGCGGCCGGAGCUCGCUUGACAACCAGCCGGCAGCCUUUAGAUGCAACAGCUGUAGAGGGGAUUCCACAUGGAUGUAGGAGAUAAGGACCAGGAAUCUUGAAAUACUUAACUUUUUGUUUACAAGUCAGCAACCUUAAAGCAGAUGAAGGGGAGGAAAAUUAGAGCCUGUAGCACUCAUCUGGUGUAUUGAGCAGAGGCCACAGAGAGAAUACUUGGAAGCAAGAGAUGUUCAGAAAUGGUUGCCCCCCAGAUUGUUCUGUGCUUGGAUGCUGUUGCUCUUUGGGAGAUGUUUCUCAUGGGCCAACCAUCCCAAGAAACCCUGCUGUGCUGUGGUGUGACCAGUGAAGGCAUUUUCGACAAUAAACAAGGUUUUUCCACCAUGUUUGGAAAGAAAAAGAAAAAGCUUGAAAUUUCCGGCCCUUCAAAUUUUGAACACAGGGUACACACUGGAUUUGAUCACAGAGAACAGAAGUUCACCGGACUACCUCAACAGUGGCAUAGUUUGCUAGCGGACACAGCAAACAGGCCGAAGCCUAUGGUGGAUCCUUCAUGCAUUACCCCAAUCCAACUUGCUCCAAUGAAGACCAUCGUUAGAGGAAAUAAACCUUGCAAGGAUACUUCAAUCAAUGGAUUGCUCGAAGAAUUCGACAAUAUCUCUGUGACACGUUCCAACUCGCUCCGGAAGGAGAGCCCUCCCACCCCUCGCCUGGGACACGCCAAUCACAUCGAAAUUCACCAGCAGGAAAAUGGCUACAUCACGUAUUCUCAGUAUUCGAGCGAGUCGGAGACCGCUACGGACUUCCUUGCCGAAAAGUACAGAGACAAGAGCAUUCAUGGGGAAGAGUUGGACAGAUAUUCCAGGGGCAGCUGUGCUGCCAAGCAAAAUGGGCACAUGGCAAAAGUGAAAGCCAGCGAAAUGUAUUUUUCGGAAGCUAAGCCCCUGAAGUCUGAUAUCUCUAGGUUCUUGCCAGAUUAUCAUGCUCACAUGGAAACGAAAAGCAAACUGAAUGAGUAUGGUGGCUUGAAGCUGGAAUAUCAGAGGGCUCCUAGCGGAUCGUCCCUGGAUUAUAAAGAACCUUUUCAUUUCACUCCUUCUAGGACUUCCAUUCACAGUCAUUGCUCAGGAGAGAGACUAGAGUACAGUGACAGCGACUGGGCCAAGGAUGAUUAUGACAAAAGGCCAAAGUCGUCCUAUGUAAACCAGACAAGCCCUCAACCUGCCAUGAGACAGAGGUCCAGGUCAGGCUCUGGUCUCCAAGAGCCAAUCAUGCCCUAUGGAGCAAGUGCUUUUAAGUCCCAUCAGCAAGGCCAUUCGUAUAGCUCAUAUACCUACCCUCGAUUAUCAGAAACCGCAGCAGGCAUUCCAAAGCUGGAUUAUGAUCGAGCACAGAUGGUUGUAAGCCCACCGCUGUCUGGGUCAGACACUUACCCUCGAGGCCCAACCAAGCUACCUCAAAGUCAAAGCAAAGUCACGUAUUCAGGCAGUGGCUACCAGUACCCAGCAGUCUAUCACAAAUUCUCCCACUAUCACCACCAGCCUUCUCUCCAGCCAAGCUCACAUUACAUCUCCACAGCUUCUUACCCAAGCUCCCCAAGCAUCACUUCAAGUGCUUAUCCUCCACCAAGCUGGGGCUCUUCCUCAGACCAACAGCCCUCCCGGGUCUCUCACGAGCAGUUCCGAGCAGCCUUGCAGCUGGUGGUCAGCCCUGGUGACCCUCGGGAGUACCUGGACAACUUCAUCAAAAUCGGGGAAGGCUCCACUGGUAUCGUUUGCAUUGCCACAGAGAAGCACACGGGGAAGCAAGUUGCAGUGAAGAAGAUGGAUCUCAGGAAGCAGCAAAGGAGGGAACUGCUCUUCAAUGAGGUUGUAAUAAUGAGAGACUAUCAUCACGAGAACGUGGUCGACAUGUACAACAGCUACCUUGUGGGAGAUGAGCUGUGGGUUGUUAUGGAGUUUUUGGAAGGUGGUGCUUUGACCGACAUAGUGACUCACACCAGAAUGAACGAAGAACAGAUUGCUACUGUCUGUCUGUCUGUCCUAAGAGCACUGUCCUAUCUGCACAACCAAGGAGUCAUUCACCGGGAUAUAAAGAGCGACUCUAUACUUCUCACAAGUGAUGGGCGAAUAAAAUUGUCAGAUUUUGGAUUCUGUGCCCAGGUUUCAAAAGACGUUCCAAAACGGAAAUCACUUGUUGGAACCCCCUACUGGAUGGCACCUGAAGUGAUCUCCAGACUGCCUUAUGGAACAGAGGUGGAUAUCUGGUCCCUUGGCAUCAUGGUCAUAGAGAUGAUCGAUGGAGAGCCGCCUUAUUUCAAUGAGCCACCUCUCCAGGCAAUGCGCAGGAUCCGAGACAAUUUACCACCAAGGGUGAAGGAUCUACAUAAGGUUUCCUCGGUACUCCGUGGCUUCUUAGACUUGAUGUUGGUGAGGGAGCCUUCCCAGAGAGGAACAGCACAGGAGCUGUUGAGACACCCAUUUCUGAAACUGGCUGGGCCUCCUUCUUGCAUAGUGCCUCUCAUGAGGCAAUACAGGCAUCACUAAAUCCAGUAGGGUACUCCCCCCCCCUUCGCUUUUUUGUUUCUUCUGGAGGAGCUGGAUGAAAGCUGGCAAGUAGGCUGAAGGCACCUCUGUUGAGCUACCACUGCUGGCACACCAUGAAGGAGACUUCCCUGAGUUUAUGAAGAUACUUUUCCCCCUUUGCUUGGUAACCAGGCAUGUUGACAGUUAAUACUCCUGUGUGGGGGGUGCGCCUUUCAUAGAAUCAUAGAGUUGGAAGAGACCACAAGGGCCAUCGAGUCCAACCCCCUGCCAAGCAGGAAACACCAUCAGAGCACUCCUGACAUA